Molecule: messenger RNA, 1077 nt
Organism: Fusarium coffeatum
Lineage: Eukaryota; Fungi; Ascomycota; Sordariomycetes; Hypocreales; Nectriaceae
Exons: 1
Coding region: 1-1077 (358 amino acids)
Biological process (GO): regulation of transcription by RNA polymerase II
Molecular function (GO): DNA-binding transcription factor activity, RNA polymerase II-specific; RNA polymerase II cis-regulatory region sequence-specific DNA binding
Source: RefSeq, a predicted model, not a curated record
AUGUACCUUACACCUCCCUCGACCUCGAACUCUCCAGUAUCGCAGUAUUCACAAUUUUUCGAAGCGGCUUCACCCAGUCCUGAUCCUUCUUGUUCUGCGAAUCGCUUGUCGUCUUGCUACGAGUCUCCCUUUCAGCAAGCCGUUUCUACUGGCGUUUCCCGAUCAGACUUGGAAUCGGAUCCAUAUUCCCAUCACACUCGCUGGUACUCAGUACAUCAAACUGAGCUUUUAUCACCGCCUCCCAUGGACCACGGUAGUACUGCCUGGGUAACCCCGGAUGGAUUGGUCGCGGGCACAAGUACAGCAUCUUCGAGUUCCGUAGAACCCGAUGCCCUGCAUGCUGACUUCAAUGCAUUUGCGGCAUACGACUCAUGUUUACCUGCACCGUACCAACCUCAUGAUGCUUAUAUGCCAGCGGGCCGCAACCCAUCAGUUCAUGAACCUUCACUACCUUCUACUAGCCAAUCUACGCGGGCGCCAACACUAGGAGCGAGGCCGUCAUAUGGGUACUUGCAGGACCCAGCAAGCUCAAGAUUCAGAGUAGAAGGUUCUGUCAGCACCUAUGGCCAGGGAUAUGAACCGCAACCAUAUUCGGCUCCAGGACCGCCAGCUACCACCUAUCAGACCGACGGAGCCGCCUUCACCUCGAACCUGCCCCCAAGCCUCAGCGCCAAUAGUUCAACAGCAUGGCCUAAGCAAGAAUAUGAAGUGACGCCAUUCUACCCUACCCCGCAGAGUCAACUCCCAGAUCUUGGCCAGGAGAGGAGGUUGUUGAAAACAGCAAAGGUCAAGAGACCCACCAGGAAACACACGUCAAAGGAGGAGGCCAACUUCCAGUGCGAAGUCAAGGGUUGCGGCAAGUUCUUCAGUCGCAGCUACAACUACAAAUCCCAUCUGGAAACCCACGAUGAGAAGCGCGAAUAUCCUUUCCCAUGUACUGUUGAUGGGUGCACCAAGAAAUUUGUACGCAAAACAGAUCUCCAACGCCAUCACCAGAGUGUACAUAUGAAGGAACGCAACCAUAAAUGCGAUUACUGUGGACGUCUCUUUGCUCGAAAAGAUACUUUGCGGAGGUAA